This is a messenger RNA of Zea mays, 1163 nucleotides long. Its product is annotated as CBL-interacting serine/threonine-protein kinase 13. Gene Ontology annotation, molecular function: ATP binding. The transcript is spliced from 2 exons. The record is from RefSeq and is a predicted model, not a curated record. The coding region runs from base 771 to 1058 and encodes 95 amino acids. Lineage: Eukaryota; Viridiplantae; Streptophyta; Magnoliopsida; Poales; Poaceae.
UUUCCAGUUUCUUGUUGGAUGUUUACUCUAUAUUGACUAUAGCUAGAGUGUUCAUAUACACCAAUGUCGGAAUAAUUUUAAACUAGAAAACAGGUGCGGCGAUAUGGAGACGAUUAGUGGGAGUGAAUUAGACUAUGUUCAACGGUUCGCCCUUGGCUCCCCCUCCCCUACCACUGUAGCUGUUUUAGGGGUUACAGUGCGCCCCUAUUCUCUUCACCGGCUUCCUCCUCCUCCUCCUCUCCCCUCCCGAUUCCUUCUCUCUCCCGCUAAAUGGAUGGACACGCUACUGCGCCGGAUUUCUCCCCAGCCGGUUCCUUCGGCCACGCGACCGCGCGCUCGGAAAACUCCACGGACAGCGAAGGAGGCGAACCAAGGGCGACGUAUUCGCCGCCGGAGAAGGUAAGUGUCGAUCCGCCGUGUCCCGCGAUUCGUUUGUCUUGCUCCGAGCGGCGAACAGCAGUGGGGGUCGUCCUCGCGGAUCCGUCUUCAAGCUUUCGCGGAUCCGCCUUCAAGCUUCGCGGAUCCCACACGAAACCUCCGAGUUCUCUCGCCAAUUCGAUCCGCCUCACCGCCGCCGCCCGUCCGCCGGUCGGCCUUGACUGCUCCGUCGCACGUGGCGGUUCGCAGCACGGAAUCUACCUUGUGUUGACAGAUCCGGGGAAACCCUUGUUCCCGGUCGUUCCGGCUCGAAUCUUCUGCGGACUGGCAAUGUAAGCGUUCUCCAUUGGAGGGCGACGAUCUACGGGGCGGUUGUUGGCAGGGUUGCGGGAAUGGAGCACGUGUUCGGAGGGAAGUUUAAGCUUGGGAAGAAGAUCGGGAGCGGAUCUUUCGGCGAGCUCUAUCUCGGCGUCAACAUACACAGCGGCGAGGAGGUGGCUAUCAAGUUGUUAUUAGAUAAUCUGAUACUGUUCGUGCACCAUUUUUCUCUGUCGUGGAGUUAUAUGCCUGGCAUUCGGCAUGAGUUUGUUCCAUAUGCAAACAUAUCAUGGUCAACCAUUGCUAGCAACGGUUUCGUGAAGAAUUUGUGUGUAGAUUAUGGGAUGACAGAAAAUGGAUGAUGUUCUGCAUGUAAUUGCUUUAAAAAAGACUGGCAUGGUCCCGAGCUAUAUUUUUACAUGAGUAAUAACAAGAUUUUCAAACCUUUUCUUGGUUGUCCAUGCGAA